Messenger RNA from Aspergillus homomorphus CBS 101889, 3220 nucleotides. RefSeq names its product exo-beta-1,3-glucanase Exg0 (gene exgO). NCBI's taxonomy places the organism in Eukaryota, Fungi, Ascomycota, Eurotiomycetes, Eurotiales, Aspergillaceae. The transcript is spliced from 2 exons. The record is from RefSeq and is a predicted model, not a curated record. Bases 309 to 3191 code for a protein of 960 amino acids.
AUUGAUUCAUUCACCCUUUGAUCUUUCCUUCAUUUUAGUGACGGUCUACUUGGCCUGCCUACCCUUCUUUGGUCAUCUCACCCUCCCUUCUGCAUUCUCUCCAGAAUCUAACUUCUGGAAGUUGCAAAACUCUCCUUCUGACAGGGUCGUGUGACGGAUAAUCAUUCAUCACCCGAUCUGUGUUUUUCUUCAGCACUGGUUGCUGAACUGUCUUACUGCUUGACUGCCAGUCAGCCAGCUAUAUUACUGUCCUACCCCACAUCUUCAUUGUCUCUGCUGGUUCAGUGACAUUCGUAUACGCCUCAACAAUGGCUGUCCUCAACAGCUUUGUCAUGCUUUUUGCCGCCCAUGUGCUUCUGCUCCUCGGCCUGCCCGCCGGCUUGGUCUCUGCAGUCCCCUUGAAGGGGGGCUUGGAGGCCCGCGGGGAGCUGAAGGCUCGCGCCUCGAGCUAUUGGAUGGCUGAUAUUCAACGUCAGGGCGCUGUGCCCUUUGGUAGUAGUUCCAGUUACCAGAUCUUCCGCAACGUCAAGGACUUUGGUGCUACUGGUGACGGUUCCACGGAUGAUACCGCCGCUAUCAACAACGCCAUCUCCUCUGGUAACCGUUGUGGUCAGGGCUGCGAUUCGUCGACCACGACCCCAGCGCUGGUGUACUUCCCUCCCGGCACGUACGUUGUCUCGAAGCCCAUCAUCCAGUACUAUUACACCCAAUUGGUCGGCGAUGCCAACCAGCUCCCAAUCCUCAAGGCGUCUGCUGGUUUCACCGGUAUGGCCGUCGUCGAUGCGGACCCGUACACCAGCACGGGGGCCAAUUGGUACACCAACCAAAACAACUUCUUUCGCGGCAUCCGCAACUUUGUCAUCGACCUCACUGCUAUGCCCCAGUCCGCCGGUGCCGGUAUCCACUGGCAAGUCGGCCAAGCGACCAGCCUCCAGAACAUCCGCUUCGAGAUGAUCAAGGGCGGCGGCAGUGCCAACAAGCAGCAGGGUAUUUUCAUGGAUAACGGUUCCGGUGGUUUCAUGUCCGAUCUGACCUUCAAUGGUGGCAAUUAUGGCGCUUUCUUGGGUAACCAACAGUUUACGACACGCAACCUAACCUUCAAUAACUGCAACACUGCCAUCUACAUGAACUGGAACUGGGCUUGGACCUUCAAAUCCGUCACCAUCAACAACUGUGGUGUAGGUCUCAACAUGUCUGCAUCUCCCUCGAACCAGAGUGUUGGCUCCGUCUUGAUGUUGGACAGCAAGUUCUCUAAUACUCCUAUUGGUAUCGUGACGGCUUUCAGCGCCGACAGUAUUCCAGUUGGCGGUGGCGCUCUCGUCUUGGACAAUGUUGACUUCACGGGCUCCAACGUCGCUGUGGCCAGUGUCUCUGGUAGCACCAUUUUGGCGGGUGGCUCUGUGAUCGACAACUAUGUGCAGGGUAACGCGUACACUCCCUCCAGUACUCUUAAGAAGCGCUCUCCUGCCGUCGAGGUAGUCGUUGAAACCAUCACCGAGACUAUUGAGGUUUGUGCUGCGGAUUACACCACCGCUCCUGUGCCCUCCGCUCUCCACACGGCUGCUACCGAAGCUGCCGUCAACAGCGCCAAGGCCACUGCUGCAACCGAGCGUCAUCCCCAUACCGGCUACUCAUGGGGUACUUCAGAGAGCAGCGCCACCGACCAGACCUGGGCUUCCGCUUCGGAGACCUCCCCGGCACAGCCCACUACCUAUGAGUCCGGAUCUGACGACGAGGAGACUGCUCCUACUAGUGCAUCUUCUGACUCUGAAUCUGAGCAGGCCUCUCCUUCCGGUGGCUCGUCUGGUGCUGGUGCACAACAAUCCUCUGCCGCUGGCGGGGAUUCCGGCAGCUCCACCUAUGCCCAAGGCUCCUCAGUUGCUGCGUCUUGGUCUUCCGCCGCUACCUCGGCUCAUGCUUCUGGCUCUUCCGGAUCGGGUACCUGUUCUUACAAGACUGUCACUAAGACCCGGCUCGAGACAACGGUGGCAUCUCCUGCGAAGCCCAGCGCUCUGUUGAAGAGCGAUGGCUCUCUCUUUGAGAAGUCUAAGCCCUUGUAUGAGAGCUACUCUGCUUCGUCCUUUGUUAGUGUCAAAUCUGCUGGCGCAAAGGGUGAUGGAUCCUCCGACGAUACCGCUGCAAUCCAGAAGGUCCUCAAUGCCGCCACCGAUGGCCAGAUUGUCUACUUCGACCACGGAGCCUACGUCAUCACCGACACUAUCAAGGUUCCUAAGAACAUCAAGAUUACUGGUGAGAUCUGGCCCGUGCUGAUGGCGUAUGGUGACAAGUUCUCCGAUGCGGAGAACCCCAUCCCCAUGCUCCAGGUCGGCGAAGUUGGCGAAAGCGGCUCCGUUGAGAUUAGCGAUUUGAUAGUCGAGACCAAGGGGCCCGCUCCAGGUGCCAUUCUUAUCCAGUGGAACCUUAACGCGGAGUCACAGGGCUCUGCUGGUAUGUGGGAUGUCCACGCACGGAUUGGUGGAUCCGCUGGUAGCAAGCUUCAGAGCGAUACCUGCUCUAAGACCCCCAACCAGACUACCACUGCCAACUCGAACUGCGUGGGUGCCUUCCUCCUCUUCCACGCCACUGAGAGAUCCAGCGUCUACCUCGAGAACACCUGGUUCUGGACUGCCGAUCACGAGCUCGACCUCGCAGACCACAACCAGAUCAACAUCUACAAUGGUCGUGGUGUUCUUCUCGAGACUCAGGAGUCUGCCUGGCUGUAUGGUACCGCCUCCGAGCACAACCAGCUUUACAACUACCAAGUCGCCAACGCCAAGAAUGUCUUCAUGGGACUCAUCCAGACGGAGACGCCUUAUUACCAGGCCAACCCCAACGCUCUCACCCCAUUCACUCCUAACACCACGUGGAAUGACCCGGAUUUCUCCUACUGUACCACGGACUCAUGCCGCAAGGCCUGGGGUCUUCGUGUCCUCAGCAGUUCGGAGACUUAUGUCUACGGAGCGGGUCUGUACAGCUUCUUUGACAACUACUCGCAGACCUGUCUCGACACGGAGUCCUGCCAGGAGAACAUAGUGGAGGUGGACUGCUCGGACGUGCACAUCUAUGGUCUCAGCACCAAGGCCAGCACGAACAUGAUUACCUCGGCGAGUGGAGAGUCGUUGGUGCCUCAGGAGGGUAACGAGAGCAAUUUCUGCUCCACCAUUGCGUUGUUCGAGUUCUCAUCUACAUAAACGUCCUGUCUUUUAGUUUGUCUAGUGGU